Vanrija pseudolonga is the source of this 1861-nucleotide messenger RNA. RefSeq lists its product as uncharacterized. The coding region runs from base 7 to 1293 and encodes 428 amino acids. The transcript is spliced from 7 exons. The record is from RefSeq and is a predicted model, not a curated record. Gene Ontology annotation, molecular function: hexosyltransferase activity. Lineage: Eukaryota; Fungi; Basidiomycota; Tremellomycetes; Trichosporonales; Trichosporonaceae. Gene Ontology annotation, cellular component: Golgi membrane.
CUGCUGAUGGCCCACCGCUUGACACGCGCCGCCGCGCCCCCGCGACCACCAGCAUCCCCCUUCGCGUGGGCUUCCAAGGCGGUGCGCUUCCUUGUCCGGCCGUCGUUCCGGCUGAAAACGGUGCUCCUGACGCUGGUGCUCGGCAUCGCUGCCCUCGUCGUCCUCGCUAUCAAUGUCGCUCACACGGACGUCGACACGAUCGUUAUCGGCGGAAAGCCUAUAGGCGGCAAGCCGCUGCCUGUGGACCGCAAGCCGACACCCUCUGGUGUACCCGAUCCGCCGAAGCGCAGCUUUGAGGAGCCAAACUUUGCGUUGCUAUCGGCCAAGCCGCCCCACCAGAUUGGCUGCGACGUGCCUCUCAAUGGCACCAACGCCGGGCCGCUCGUCUUUAUCGGUGUCUUCUCGACCAUGUCGGAGAAGGCGGAGAGGAGGAGGAGAAUAUUCCGCGAACAGCUGUUCCCGGACUUCCCAUCAGACCUGUUUACAAUCAAGUUCAUCGUCGGCAUCCCACCCAUGCCACCUAGAGAUAUCCCUUCCAAGGAGAGAAAGGAGAAGCUGGCCGAGCGCCAGGCGGAGAUUGCCAAGGUGGAUGAUGAGAUUGCAGAGCACAACGACAUCGUCAUCCUGCCAAUAAAGGAAAACAUUGACCACGGCAAGACGCACGAGUUCUUCAAGUGGAUUGCAAGCGAGUACGACGGCCCAGGUCAGGUCAAGGGGCGACCACGGUUCGUCAUGAAGGCAGACGACGAUACACUCCUCGUGGCCCCCAAUGUCAUCUCCAACUUUAUCAACCUCGACUGCAGCAAGAACAUCUACUGGGGCACCUCUGCUGGCCGGUCACGACACUUCAACGACUAUUUCCGCGGCCUAGCCUACGCGCUCAGCUGGCCCCUGGUUUCGUGGAUUGGCAACGCCGACAUAGCCCCGGCGCAUGUCCUCAAGAUUGAGGAUGCGCGCACAGGCCAGUGGCUCCGGUCUCUGGACCCUGCAGUCGACCCCAUCACGCGUAUCGAUCUCGGGUGGUCAAUGGGUGACUGGAACCAGCUGGAUAUCACCAUUGCAACGGUAGCAUUACAUUGGAUCAAGCAUGAUGGGUGGAUCAACCUGCGGCGAGAGCAAGUGCUCGACGCGUGGGAGGAAGAAGGGAUCGAGUUCAACCGCUACAAUGGCGUACUGCCCUACUACAGCAUCCAAAAGGGCAGAGUCGUCCCCAAGGCCGCCAAGGAGGAGUAUGAGCGCCAGAGGGAGAAGGGAUGGGAGAACCCGGGCAUGAACGUGCAGGAGGUGUAUUAGUGCUGUCGCUGUCUUGCAGGCGUGCAGAAUGCCAGGUCUGCCAUAGAGAUGACAUGUAUCGGUAUGAGAGGUCUGAGGCUGGAAGGGUCGUAGGCGCCGAGAUGCCGAUCGCGCAUCCGUGCAAGAGCGCAGAAAGGCGCCGAUGUGCCGAUGGCAGCACAGUCUGCCCAUCUACUUUGGACAGGCAGACAAGCCACCGGCAGACCAAACCAGCUUUCGCACCACAGCUGUCUACCACCACCAAGUCUAGCCAAGUUGAAUCCAUCCCUAUCGUACAACACGGUGUAGCUCGCGCAGCUCGCAGCUCUAUCUUAAAGGGGCUUGGAGGGAAGCUGGGUAGGGAGGAUGCCGAAGCGCUUCUUGAUGGUCACGCGGUGACGGGAGAACUUGUCGUCGGGGGAGAAACGCGCGGGGUGGGCCGACUUUGUGGGCUUGCCCUCGGACGUCUUCUUCUGCGGGUCUACUCACCGGUUGCCCUGCGCGUCGAGAGUGUACAUGAGAUGCAUGGUCGGUCGGUCGUGUGGGGUGUCGUGUGGGGUGGUCGGUCGAGGUUGUGUGUGCUGUUUUG